Messenger RNA from Monascus purpureus, 516 nucleotides. Lineage: Eukaryota; Fungi; Ascomycota; Eurotiomycetes; Eurotiales; Aspergillaceae. The record is from the annotation of a GenBank genome assembly.
GUAGUUAUUCCAUCCCUACAGUUAAUUCACUCUAUUUCAAAACGCCAAGAUGACCAGUCGUCGCCCCCACGGCCAGUCCUAUGCGGAUCCCGCUCCAGCACCAGCUUCACCAUCAGCUCCGGCCGAUUCAGACGUAACUCCAGCCGUGCCUGCGCCGGUGAUCUAUAAACUCCUAGCCUUCACUGCGGCCAUGGUAUUUGGUCCCAUCGGGAUGUACUUUCUCACAGUGGAGUCUAUCUUCAAAGGAAAUCCCAUCUUUUCUGGUAUUACUGCGGCUGUUACCGCGAACGUGGUCUUGUUUGCCUAUAUCUAUGUUGCGUGGAAAGAGGAUCAAGGGGAUAGACUGGAGGAAGAGGCAAAGAGGAAAGGGAAGAAGGCUGAGUGAGAGGACCAUGAAUGGUCUUUAUGUGUAUAUCAAAAGCAACUCUGAUGUGCUACUCCAUUUUAUAUGUAGGGAUUUUGGAUGGACGGCGUUCAUCGGGACUGCUUUACUUCACUGAAACAACAAACGAAAAA